This is a messenger RNA of Alnus glutinosa, 2177 nucleotides long. Its product is annotated as probable E3 ubiquitin-protein ligase ZFP1. Gene Ontology annotation, cellular component: nucleus. The coding region runs from base 282 to 1940 and encodes 552 amino acids. The transcript is spliced from 7 exons. Lineage: Eukaryota; Viridiplantae; Streptophyta; Magnoliopsida; Fagales; Betulaceae. Gene Ontology annotation, molecular function: ubiquitin protein ligase activity. The record is from RefSeq and is a predicted model, not a curated record.
UAGGAACCACUAUAAAAUACAAACCGCUUCUGCCCGUGCAGAUUACCUCUCUCCCUCUCCCUCUCUCUCUCUCUCUCUCUCUCUCUCUGAGAUCAGCCGUUUCUCUCUCUCGGAAAGCGUUCCCCUUUUCUCCCUAUCUCUCUGAAGAAUAUCUCUCUCUUUGAGAUCGUCGAUCGCGCUCUCUGCGAUUGCAUGUUUGGUUACCUGGAAACUAGGGAAAGAAGAAGAGAAGUGAAGGAAAUUUUUGAAUGUAGUAUUGUGUCUUGAAAGCAGGUAUCAGUAUGGGGCAAAGAAAUAUGCUAUUCACUAAUCGAAUGAUUGCUUUUGAAUCGGAUCAACAUGGCCAGAAUUAUCUCCGUCCUGAGCCUUGCAUCCUUUUGGGUUCCAAUGCAAACUUUGCACAACCAAAUAUCCGAACUAUGGUGUCAGCUUCUGGGAACACAGCUAAUCUUGACGUCCAGUAUGCAGUAGAGCCUUGUGACAAUGCUAUGAUCUAUGGGAUGACACGUUACAAUGGCAUUCCGCACCAUCAUAAUCUUGAUUUAGGUGUUGCACCUUCAGCCAACUUUUAUUAUUCUUACAUGGCACCUUCAUCUGGUAGUGGGGCAUUACCUGCUCCCCGAAGUCAUGGGGCCUCUGGUCAGUUGGCAUCUUCCAGCAAUUAUGGGGUCAUUGGAGUUCCUACAGAUGCGCAUGGAAGGAACAGUCACUUUAUGGAUGAUGUCAGGGGUCCAAUGAAGAGAAAACAUGCUGAAGGUAUUGCCGGGAGUUUUCAACAUAAUGAUGCAUCAUCAAGCUCUAGUUCUUCAGUUGCCCCCUUGAAUACAAGGCAUCCUGACGGGGUUGCUGUAAUGGAUGCUGCAUCUUUUGAUAUUUCUCAGUACAGAGGGGUUGGUACUCCAUCUAUCAUGGAAGUAGGACCCCAGAAUAGUUUGAGGAACAGAGCCGGUGCUACUGGUAUGGAUUCUCUUAUGUUGCAUGACCAUAAUCAUUUGAUUCAAGCAAAUUAUAUGGGUCAGCCUUUUCAGCCAGCUGGUACUCUCUGGUUGGACCAACAGUUGAGCAGUAAUUCUGUUGAUGGAGGAGGUACAUCAUCCUGGAACCAGGCUCCUGCAAUGCCGUAUGUGCAUGGGAGCAAUGCCAAUGGAGGUUCUAUGGAGAGUCGUAGCAUGGGUGUGCAGAGAUAUCAUGAGACAGCUAGUAACAGAAGUCCCCCUAAUUUCCAGCAUCCUCCUCCCAUCAACCACCAGCACCACAAUCUUCAUCAUCCACAGCUAACGCAUGGAGUGAGAGGCCAGAAUAUUAACUUUCAACCCCAAGUAGCUGCAGCUUCUUAUAGAGUUUCUACAAAUCCUUCACGCGGCAGUCUGAAUCCUGCUCAGAACAGUUUGGAGAUGGGUCAUAGGCAUCCCGGAUCUGUUCCACCAACUGGGCUUCGGAUAUACCGUCAUAACAGAGGGGGAUUCGUUCCUGAGGCAACUCUUAGACAUCGCAACCUGCCACACUUGAGAGUUCUGCAGGCUGAUGAAACUGCGAUACUAGAUAUGCCAGAAUUUUAUCAAGUGGGGAAUUUGAUGGACCAUCACAGAGACAUGCGGUUGGAUAUUGAAGAUAUGUCUUAUGAGGAGCUUCUUGCAUUGGGGGAACAGAUUGGCAGUGUGAGCACUGGGUUGUCGGAGGAAACUGUCACAUGUCAAUUAAGGACAAAAACUUAUGUAUCAUCUACUACUGUUAUCAAUCUGGAGGAGGCAGCUUCUGUGGAUCAGGAAGCUGAUUCUUGCAUUAUAUGCCAGGAUGAAUAUAAGAACCAAGAGAAGAUUGGAAUUCUUGAUUGUGGACAUGAUUAUCAUGCGGAUUGCUUAAAGAAGUGGCUGCUCGUGAAGAACGUCUGCCCCAUCUGCAAAUCUGAAGCGCUGACCACAGGAAGAAAGGAUGUAUAGAAAUGGGUUUGACAGUUGGAAAUUCAAGUGAAAAAACUCUUCCACUAGUCUUUCCAACACAGCUAAUUAUCAUAACAAGUUGAUAUUUUGUAUAUGUACUUAGCGUAUAUGACUAACAGUUGGACUCAUUUAUUUGUUGGCCUCUGGAACAUGGGUCCUGCGUCUAGACAAAAACAAACUGUACAGACUUUUUCAUGAUGCUCCGUAUGCUCUAUUCUAUCAUAUUCUUGUUCUUCA